UAUUAGCAUUUCAUCGCCUAUGCGGCAUUUUAUUGACAGCCCCAAUCGGCAAAUUUACUCACUGACACAUCUUGAUUCAUUUUAGAAUUGAGAAGGGAACUUGUUAGCUUUGUGUAAAACCGGCAGAAGGGUAUUGAAUCGUAAUCAUCUGACGAUUGGUUCACCAACAGGAACAUUUCUGAGGCAAUAUAUUUGCUUCAGCGUUAUUUCGGAAAUGAAGAGAUCUCGAGAAGGCUCCAUCAGAUCUAGUCGGUAUAAAAGUGAUAAGGAAAAUCCUGAUAUAACUAUGGCAAUAAAUCUUCUAGGCACCCGAGUUGUUCGUGGUCAAGAUUGGAAAUGGGGAAAUCAAGAUGGCGGAGAAGGUUUUGUAGGUACAGUAGUUCAAGUCGGAAAAGACAAGAAGUCGCCUGUGACGGAACAGCUUGUUUACGUACAGUGGGAUUGUGGAGGGAAGUACGACUACAGGGCUGGAAUCGAAGGGAAACACGAUCUUCGUGUUUUUUGUCUCACAAAUGACGGUGAGUGACCAUUUAUGUUUUUUGUUGCUUAUCUUAUUUUAAACGGAAAUAUUUGCCUAGAUUCACCUAAACAACCCUAGCUGAAUAUCAUAUUCCUUAAAGAAGAAAAACUGCAAUCUCAGCACUUCUGUUAAGCAGCAAAUGAGGACACAAUUUCAAUGAAAUUUUAACACACCAGCACGAGGUUGAGAAACCAUGCGGACUGACAAUUGACACGGAAAAAUCAUUAAAUAUUCAACUGGAGUUGAGAUCCCGUGACAACCGUGAUCAAAAUUUAAAUAGCGAGCCUCGUUUCAAAUUUUAUACUUUCUUAUUAAAUGCUUCCCUUGCAAAAUUUAAGGUCGGCAAACUUUUCGAUUGACGCUUUGUUUUUUAUUUCACAGAAAUUUAUAUGCAUAGAGUUCGAACUCUCAGACCUACAUUAUUGCAUAAUAUGCAGAUUUCUCAUUUAUCAGCUUGCUUACUAAUCAACAGCUCAAUAUCAUAACAUGCUUAGGCCGAGCAAACUUUGCAAAGCUACGGGCCAACUUUUCCUUUACACAUGUUAGUUCAUCGUGCAAACUCGUGUAGCCACCAAACAUCUUUUGCAAUUUCCGCUAUUCGUCAAAAAAUAUGGGGCUGUUUUUGAGAACCAGUGGAACAUUUCCGCUUUUUUCGGAAAUCUUUGUGUUUUCUUCGACGAAGUCAGACACAGAAGGACAUUGUGUACUAGGGACGGAACUAUAAUGCCUGAACAAUUAUGAAUCUAUAAAUAUCGUAUAUUUGAACCACGAAUUAAUAAAUGAAGAUGAAAGUGAUCAUCGCAUUCGCAAUUGUGAACACUUCUUAAGCAGCUGUGAGAAUAAAGACAAAGAAUCAUUCAAAUCUGUAGGUCAUGGAUUCAACUCCCGCACAGGCUUGAAUUUUUUCAGUCCUUAUUUUCACUGCUGCUUAAGUAGUGUUCAUCACUUCGAAGAUUACUCUUAUCUUCAUUUGGGAUGCUGAGGCAUACCACUUCACUCCUGAACGUAAGGUAUCUCGCCAAUUCAUAUUCUGAUCUCCUCCUCUAUUAGACGCGAAACAUCUAUUUAUUAGCUGCGAUGGUUGUAAAGAAGAUCCUAUCACUGGACUGCGCUGGCACUGUUUAGAUUGUCCCAACUAUGAUCUGUGUAGCAAAUGUUAUAUGAAUGAUGUUCAUGAUGUCAAUCAUCGCUUUGAACGAUUAGUCAAGAGUCGCGCCAAAGGGUAAGUUGUCAAACGAACAGGUCAGCGGCCUGUGCGUCCAUGUAACGCCAAUCGAUGUAAAAAAUGUUCCAUUGUCUUAAAUCAAAUCUAGCUUCAUUGACUUUCAAUGUAAAAGAUCAGCUCUAAGACCUAGAGGUUUCUCUAGCGCUCCAGCCUCUGGGCUCCAAUGGUGAUUGAACUAUGUUUCUUAUAAAGAAAUAUCUUACUUCGAUUUAACAACAUUUUUUGUGAGCAAUUAAAUACUUUUAGUUUAUUUUGUUGUUCAGAGGUAAAUUUAUGUUUUUCACCAGUAGAAAAAAAAACAGAAUAUCAACAGAUAUUCUCUCGAAGAGUAUUAAUGAACUAUAUCUUCAAUUGCGUUAUCUGAUGUAAAUUUACAGUAUCCCUAUUGGCAAAAGGCAAGGCGCCACUAAGCUUGAAGCCCGCGGAAUGUUUAAAGGAGCAAAAGUAACCAGAGGACCAGACUGGGAAUGGAAGGAACAGGAUAACCAAUCUCCUAUGGAAGGCGAGGUUACUGAGGUCACCAGCUGGAGUGACGAGACUAAUAAUGAUGCUGUGCGAGUGAACUGGAACAAAGGACCGAGGGGGAACAUUUAUAGAUUGGGAACAAAUGGAAAGGUGACGUGGGCUGAUGAAUUACUGUUUUAUUAUUAUUGUCAUCAGUAUCAUCAUUACUGCGGGCUCAGGAAGAGCCCGCAACCUAUUUUGCACGCCAUAUCUCGAUUUUGGAGCAAAACUGUUCUGCUAAAAUCGACCAAUAAAUCCUCGUAACAAGAAUAUUUUGAGAGAUGGCCGCCGCAUUGGUCAGUGUACUCGAUUUUGAAAGCCAAAGUUUCGCAUCAUUGGGGUAUUAACGUACAUUUCAAAGACUGAAAUGGAAAGAAACAGUUUUUUAAAGAAUAGUCAAUUCUCAGUCUCGAUUCUUAAUGUCUACGAAGACACGCGCACGAAUGUUUGCUCGCCAAAAUAAAAAUUCAGGGACAAACCUAACUUUCCCUUCAUUAUUGACCCCAAGUAUCUUAACCGAUAUUUUCAUUUCAAGAACUCUACAAUUUGAUUUAACCACAACUUUAUACUGGGUCACUUUGGUAAACUCUUGCAGUCAAAAAAUCCCGCACAAAGGAUACCUAGUCCAUACUAUUAUUUCCUUCCAACUGGUAGGUUGACCUCAAGUGUACUUCGCCAACUGUUGGAGGAUGUUAUUACAGGGAUCACCUACCACCGCUCACGAUGCAGAUAAGAAAAUCCCAAAGUGGGUUUACGACUGGUGACAAAGUCUACCUUCAGAUGCUUGCGGUAGGAAAGCUUCAGGAGUUAUCCGCCGGUCAUGGGGGAUGGAACGCAGACAUGGAAAAGGUUCGUUUGGGACUCGUUUAUAUUUUUGUUUUCAAAAUUCACGGACUCAUAACACUAUCUAAAACAUCUAAAAACAUUUGAAUGUUUGAUCAUUUUGGUCUGGUUUGAGGCUCAAAAAUUCUGAAAGCCCUAGUAUUCAAUUCUUAAUAAGGAGAAAUUGGCCCUUCCCCCUGAGAGAGUACAAUGUCCUUAGUCUCUUGCAUGUCCUCUUACAUUUAAGCCAAUGCAGUGAAAUGUCGUUAACAACAUUUAAGAAACAGUCUACAUGUAUCCACAGUAUAUAGGAAAAAUUGGAGUCGUGCAAGAUUUCACAACCAAUGGUGACGUUGUUGUAGAGUAUCGCGACAUAAGAUGGCGUUACAAUCCAGAAGCUUUAAGAAAGGUAAUGCUAACGCAAUCAUUUGUCUCGCCAAGAAGUUCUUACUUUAAAUUAUUUAACCACAUCUGUGUUAUGAGGGAGCCCUGAUUUUUUUUUUUUUUUUGAUUGUCGCAAACUUUAGCAUCAGGUAUAAUAGAUGAAGUGGCUUAGAUGAUCAAGAAAUUUCCUACAUUAGUUAAUUAUGUCAGUAUGGUUUGUUCAAAGUUAAAACACUCACAAUGUGUUAAUUAAAUUUGUGACUGCACACAAUGGACGCCAUGUGAAUUUAAAGCAUCAUCAUUCGAUUAACUGGCCACCAGGAAUUAGCGAUAUAAAAUCACUCCAAGAAACACUCCACAAUCAAGAAACACUCCAAGAGCUAGCUAAAGGACAUUCCACUGUCAAAUAUAAUUUUUUUUCUUUACCCAGAUACAAAAAUUUAAGGCAGGCGAUGAAGUUGUAGUUAAAAGUGAUGAGAACUUAGUCAAAGAGCUCCAAAAAGAACAUGGAGGAUGGAACGAGUCUAUGAUAUCAGUAAGUUUUAUUUUUUGAAUUUUUUUUUUUUAUUUUCUCGUUUUUGGUUUUGUAUUCAUCGUAAGCUUUCACUUGGACGUAAACGCAAACUCCUUUAGGCGUGUGCGGUAGCUAAAAAUGUAAACUAAAAGAAGCUGAAAGAGUAAACGUCACAACUUUGGAGCUAAUCAUAUGUGUACCUCCAAAAACUAUUUAAGAGAUAAGCAGGUUUAAACUGGAUAAUAUCCUGUUUUAUUCCAUUUGUAGAUCCUUGGUCGUACUGGAAAGGUGUUGGAAGUCGAUAGUGAUGGUGAUGUGUUAGUGUCAGUAGAAGGCACCAGAUGGAUGUUGAGCCCAGCUUCUGUGACGUCUGUCACUGACCCAGACCCCCAGCAGUUAACAGAGGCUGGUGACAUGGGCAGCGAAGAUCCCUCAGGUACAAAAUUAUGGCACACGUGUAUUGAAAGCCUCAGUAAAAAUGGCCAAUCCAGGUCAAAAAGAGUAAAAUCUACGAAGCGCACGAAAACGACAAUGACUAAGUCGCGAUUAGUUUCAGCUUUGCACCUAAUGUACUGAAAGGAUGGCUCGAGUUUUCUUGACCACUCACAAAGCGAGAUAAACAAUUUAACGUCAUCUAUGUCACUAAAUCAAAAACUGCCCUGAGAAAUGAAAAGACAAAUUGCUUGACAGCACAGAUCAUAAGUAUAAUUCCGCAAUUUUGUCUCUCACUAAGGCUGUUUUCUUUUUUCUCCAGGGCUUUUCAGUCUCUUUAGAGACUUCUUACGUCAAGCUCGUGAACGGGAGGAACCCGGCCUUGUGAAUGCUGCAGGAAGUAAUAACCUCUUAAGACUCAAGGAAAUCUUGGAUGCUAACCCAGAACAGGUACCUUUUUUCUUUCAUUCCUUUAGUUUUGCAGAUACUAUUUACAAGUCUGAAAAGUUUUCUUUAAUCAAAGCAAAAUGAAAAAUAUGAGCAUAAGAUGAAAACUGUGUAAUUAAGGAUAUUUUUUAAAACUUCUAAAAUCAAAUUUGAAUUUGGUGGCCUUAAAGAAAAUUUGAAAUGAUAAAGGGUUUGAGUCUUUUCGUUCUGCACAGAUUGAUGAGUUAGCGGGUGGUCACACAGCUCUUCAUGUAGCAUGUCACCAGGGGCAUUGUGACAUCAUUAGAGAAUUGCUUGAGAGAGGAGCUGACAUAGAUAUACUGGUGAGUAAUAUCUAUUUAAAUUUUUUUUUGUAUCAUUUAUGUUAUUUUUUGCCCCGUCAAAAUGCUAGUGCUGCACGAGGAGGGUAACAAAGAGACACGUGGUCGACAGGCUUAGGUUAUUAUUUUGACAUGUUUGUAUUCCAUUUAUCUAAGUGUUUCAGGAGUGGAACUUCCCUAUUCAUACAUUCCUAUUUAUUUAAAAUACAGGAUAAUCAGGGAUACACAGCCAUGCAUCACUCUACUUACCAGUAAGUCGACAUAAAAAAGUUAAUUUUAGGUUAGCUAAUCAAACUUCGAUUCGAUUCAGAGAUUGCUUUAGUAAAAAAGCGAUUGCUUUCGAAUACUUGAGCUAUCUUCUCAACCAAUUGAAUAGAAAAAAAAAACGAAAACCACUGAAAACAAAGUAACUAUUGCUGUGCUUAAACUCGACAGCAUGUGAUUGUUCUCCAAUUUCAUUUAUCCGCCAAGAUAUUAUGGCAUGUUCUGAAUGGCUCUGAUUGCUUAGCUUUUGGUUUUACGACACUUGCAGGAGCCAACGCAAACUAUCUGCAUGUUAUUGCUCUUAAUUUUUUUCCUUUAUGACAGUCACGUGAACAUUCUUAGGAAAGCAGAAUGAGUAAUCUCUUAAGUUAAAGUAAAAUGCCAAAAAUGCCUGAUGUUUGUUGUACUCUUAUCCUUAUGAUCAUUCAGAGACGAAAGCGGUGAAGCACUGAAACUGUUACUGGAGAAAGGCUUUGACCCAAAUAUUCAACACAGAAGUAAUAAGAGCACACCCUUACAUUUGGCUGUGAAAAGGAAAAACGAAACGGCAGUACGGAUCCUGACACAGUGCCCUGAGUGUGACGUCAAUCUACAGGUUCGUUGGGUCCUUUGAAGAUAUCAGUUCUCCUGAGAAUAAAAAUUCCUGAUGCUUUCUCGACUGUCCGACUAACUCAGCAAACAUUGCACAUAUUAUUAAGACGCAUUUCGUUGUAAAAUCUAAAACUACAUUGCCCUUUUUUUAUUUUAAACGUACGUGAACAGUUUAGGACCGGCCGUUGGAAAGUCUUAAUACUCAACUGUUUGGACUGCUGCACUGAACUAUUUGACGUUUGCAUCCAUUCUUGAUGUUUUCAUCCCACCAUUUUCGUGCUCAAAUACACUGCUACCGAAGCUGCCAGUCGAUAUAACAAAGUAGAAAGGCACCAUGUGACUUCUAACAUUACGCUUGACAAUUUUCAGGACGAGGCAGGUGAUACCCCUCUCCAUGAUGCCAUCCAUGCAGAACACCACAACAUGGUGGAUAUGCUGUUAGACUGUCCAAGAAUUUGCUACGCUCUUUGUAAUCGAAAAGGUUUCAAUUAUCUUCAACACGCUGUUUUGAGUGGAAAUAAACGGUAACUGCCAAAAAUAAUUACAUCACAACUAAUGGAUAAGGGUGCAAUAACUUUCUGAUUCAGGUGUUCAGCAUCUGAUGGAUCAGUAGUACCCAGACCCAAGGCAUAGUUUUAAAUUGACUGUCGCCGUUUCUGAGACGACUGGAUCAUACUUUUGAUCAUAGGGAAUGUAAGUUUAUAUGCAAAUUAAAGUCCAAGAUGAAGUUCACGAUCUUCCUGAUCGUUAGGGUCGUUGGUCAUCUCUUGGCCCUCCUUUCCUGAAUAAUUUGGACAAUUGGGGCGAUGAGUGAUCAGGACGAACCCGGACCAAACAUCAGUUACAAAAUUCCUUUUAUACUGUUGCCUAUAUUCGCUUUGACAUUCAGUGCAACGUAAAAUCUAUUGUGUCAUUUAUUCACAGGGCAGUAGAAAGAAUUUUUGCCAAAACCGGGAAUUCCUUGAAUGUCGUUCAAGAUGAUGGGUUUACAACCCUUCAUAUUGCAGCAAUUAAUGAUCAUCGUGAGAUAGCUAAGAUCCUUUUAACGAAGGUAAUUUUAUAAAAAAAAAUUCCAUCGAUUUUUCCCUGUUCUUUGUUAAUUUUAAUUUGUAUUUUUUUCUCGCGUCUAAGACUCCCUGUGUGGUUAAACGGCCUUAACAGAUUUGAACGAUUGUCGACUGUGUUCAAUCUCGGAACGGAAUAUGAUUUUCUGUGUGUGGUUUGUUGGGAUAUUCGACGUUCCUUUUACGUCUGUUCUCCAAUUGUAAAAAUUAGGAAAACAAAAAGCGGUCAUUUAUAUUUGCGGUCAGUUCACUGCAAAAAUUUAUUGCUACGAAGCUUAUGUGUAAAUUUUACACUGGCCAAGUGGCCCAUACCAACAAACUGAUAUCCUUGUUUCCCGCACAUUGUCAAACAAAUCUUUUCUGUUUGAGAUGCUAUUCCAUCAUUGUAUAUCCUAUGAUAUUCCGUCAGGAUGUCCUCUCCUGGUCAGAGGGAGGCGCUAAUGGACGUUUCCUGCCUUAGAACACCACACAGUGACCCAGGCAGAUCUCAAUGGUAAACAACCCGGGUUUAAAGUUCAGACUGCUAACUGUCAGGCUGUUGCGUAUUUUUCUUAUUGAAAAAAGUUUACAAAACCCAUUGAAUACUAAAUCUAAAUUCUUAUUGGUAAACAAUUUUGAUCAUGAGAGAAAAUUGUUUAUCUGACAGCCGGGGUGUGAGGUCGAUGCUCCAACCGCUAAAAAUCAAACAGCACUUUAUUUAGCCGCCAGUAAAGGGCAUUCGGUCAUGGUAGGAGUGUUGUUGGACCAUGGAGCUAAUGCGAAUGCAGUGGAUUAUUACGGAAAUACGGCGCUUCAUAUCACUUUAAUGAAGGAACAUGAACUGCAGAGAAAUCCGGUAGCAAUGAUAAAUAAGUAGUUUCAUAAAAUACCGUUCUCUGAGUCUGUUCAUGGCGUUCAGUCAGCAAAUCAAAGCUCGAUAGUAAACAGCGCUGUAGUCGCGGAGGAGUGAUGAGGUCAGAUCACGUAUGCCUUACGUAUACCUUAGCCUCACGUAUGCCUUAGCUAUUUCACUCCUCCGCCACUAUAACGCCUUUGGCCAUUAUGCUCUGUUUUACCGAAUGAACGCUUGGAACAGGCCAACAAGAUGUCGAAGGAGACAUUGUAUGUUUUAUCUCACUUUUUCAUUCCUUCGGCGUAGAGGAUUAGUAAUGUAAAAUAAUCUUAACAUGGAUGGUUAUGCAUGUGUCACUUUUACCAAGACGUUUAAAGGCAACUCCAAUAUUAGCUUAUGUGUUUUUCACAUCGGUUUAGACAAUAACAUUGUUUUGAAGUAAAGUUACUGUUAUUUUCUUGCUUGAACGUAGAUAGACAAAUAAUUUCUAUCAUCAAACACAUCCUUUGAGAAUAGUCCGCCCGGUCAACUUUGCUAUGACGUCACUGUAAUGCUGAGAUCUCAAAAGGGUUCUCACACUACUUGCAAUAAGUAUAACUGAUAUAAAGAGAAAGGUGAUCAGUUGGUUCUUUCUGUUGUUUUAUUUUUAGCUCGGUCUGGACCUACUACUUGGUGUACGGAAGAACAGUGCGUCCUUUGUUGCUGUCUCACGCAGCUUGUUAAGCUAUGGAGCUGAAGUAUUGAAAGCCAAUGACUCAGGGGAAACGCCACUGGACAAAUGUCGAGGAUCGGAAGUUGAGCAACUCAUUCGGGAGAUUGCUGCCUGUGGAGGGUAUUCAAAUGCUUUUGUGUAUUUUAUGAUAUCUGUACAUCUUUCUAUGUUAUAGUAGAGCGGAUUCUCGCUUUUUAUCUUGGUAAGACGAAAUUUGAUCGCGGCUAAACACGUUCCCCGCGUAGUCUCUGAAUCUCUUGCCUGAAUGGAAGGCACAUUACUAAUGUUUCGGUAUAAUCUAACCGACAGGAAAACAAUGCAAUCCUACAAACUCAACUACUUUAUUAAACAACGAGUAAUAUUCUUAAUAAGGAGCGACUCCUAAAGGCAGUACAGUGCGUAUCAUCGAUAAACUCAGAUAAGCCCACUACAGUCUAUAUCUUAGCUCAUCACUGACCCAAACUCUCAGAUUCCUCCGACUUUUCUCGAAAUUACCAAUCUUCCACUGUUGCUCUCUCUCACGGGAUAGCUUUGUAAACAGUCGGUCAAUCCCAACAACAGCAACUACUACUACUACAUAACUGAGUUCCUAUAUACAUUCACAAAGUGUUCUGGAACAUUCCAGAAGCUUACAAAAGAACUAUUUAGUAGUAUUACGUAAUAACUGAGUGACUUGAUGAAAUGUUCAAGAAAGUUCCAUGGUACACAUGUCAGCAUGACUUAGCAGUCUGGAGAUUUCUAGAAGUUUAUUUUAACAACAACAAUUACACCUAACACUAAUAAGGGGAUUAAUAUUCAGUCCGUGAGAUGCCACCUGAAUUAAGGCCUUUUCAGUGCAUGUGGGAAUUGCUUUUAUAUGAUAUCUAAGUAGAAUGAUACUUUGCUUAUCAACUAUAGGACCACACACAACAAGAAAAUUCCAAGUUUUGAGUCCUUGAGCGGGUCGCAAGAGAUGGAAAGUGAAGACAUUAAGGUAUGCGAAACAGCUGAAGGUGUAUCACAGGAAACAGCCCCGGUGUCCAGAGGAAGACACAUUGUGUCGCGUUAAAAGUUCAAAAGGAGUUCUAAAAGUACUGUAGCGGUAUCAUUUUGUAUCAGUAAGGGAAAAAACUACAACGAGGACGAUCCUAAUACGAUUAGUUGUCUUUCUGUGACAACCACACUAUGAGAGGUCUGACGCGCUCAAUCGUUCUUUAACAGGCGGACAUCGGCCUCGUGAAUGCUGCAAGAAGUAACAACCUCUCAAGACUCAAGGAAAUCUUGGAUGUUAACCCAGAACGGGUACCUUUUUUCUUUCAUUCCUUUUACUUUUACAGAUAACAUUAACAAGUCGGAACAAUUUUCUUAAAUCAAAGCAAUAUUAGAAAUAUGAUAAUAAGAUGAGAACCGUGUAACUUAGGUUUUAGUAAACAGUGAUAACUGGAAGGAUACUUCAAGAAAAAAAAUCAAUGUAAUAUCAAUUCAUGAUUUAGAAUCAAAUUUGAAUUUGGUGGCGUUCAAGAAAAUUUGACACGAUCAAGGGUUUGCGUUUUUUCGUUCUGCACAGAUUGAUGACCUAGUGGGAGGUCACACAGCUCUUCAUGUAGCAUGUCGCCAGGGGCAUUGUGACAUCAUUAGAGAAUUGCUUGAGAGAGGAGCUAACAUGGAUGUACUGGUGGGUAACGAAAUUUUUUAUUCAAUCCAGUACUUUUAACCAUCACUGUUAUUUUUGCCCCGUUCAAAUUACUGUAAUUGUUAGUACUGGUUGAGGAGGAUAACAAAGAGACGCAAGAUUAAGUUAUUAUUUUUUACAUGGUUAUGUUCUACAUAUCUCAGUGUUUCAGGAGAGGAGCCUUCUUAAUCAUAUUCUUUAAUUUUUCUCAAAAUACAGGAUAAUCAGGGAUACACAGUCAUGCAUCUCUCUACUUACCAGUAAGAUGACUGAAAUAUCAUAGUAAUGUUAAGUUAGCCGCAGACUGAGAAAUCUAAGAUUGCUUUAGUUUUCCUUUCCUUCUCAAUGCCAUUGCUUUCGAAAUCUUCAGCCAUCCUGUCAACCAAUCGAUAAAAAAAAACACCCACAACAAAGUAACUUUUACUCGGGCUGCUGUCGAUAGCAUGUGUAUGUUGUUGUUAUUGUUUAUUUAUUCAUCAAGAUAUUCAUCUUUGUUCUGAGUGGCUCUGAUUGCUUUGGCUUUGGUUUGAUGACAACCCAACGCGCACUAUUUGCAUUUUAUGGUUCAUAUCUGUUUUUUGUCGUUGCUGUUGUUGUUGUGUUUUUUGUUUUUUAUUUUAACCACACAGGAAAGUAGAAUUAGAAACUCUUUAAAUUAAUGGAGAAUUUCUAAAAUGCCUGAUAUUCUCAUUGCCCAUAAAUCCUUGUGAUCAUUCAGAGACGAAAGCGGUGAAGCACUGAAACUGUUACUGGAGAAAGGUUUUGACCCAAAUGUUCAACACAGAAGUAAUAAGAGUACACCCUUACAUUUGGCUGUGGAAAGGAAAAACGAAACGGCAGUACGGAUCCUGACACAGUGCCCUGAGUGUGACGUCAAUCUACAGGUUCGUUGGGUCCUUUGAAGAUAUCAGUUCUCUUGGGAAUACAAAUACCCGACGCAUUCUAGACUGUGACACUAAACCCAGCAAACGUUGCAUAUAUCAUUAGACGCAUGUCGUAGUCAAAUUUAAACCUUGUUCGACUGUUCAUAAAAAACAUGAAAAAACUAAAAUCAGCCAAUAGAGAGGCAAAAGACUCGAAUUCAAAUAUAUCUGCACCGGACUGUCAUGACAUUUGCUCCAAUUUUUCAUUUUCAUCCUAUCAUUUUUGUUAUAAAAUAAACUGCUACCUAAGCUGCCAGUCAAAAUAGUGUAUUAAAAAGUCGAAUGGUACCAGGUGAAUCCUAAUAUCACGCUUCGACUCAUUUUCAGGACGAGGCAGGUGAUACCCCUCUCCAUUGUGCCAUCUUUUUGCAACGCCACAGUAUGAUGGAUAUACUGUUAGACUGCUCAAGAAUUUCUGUUACUCUUUGUAACGGAAAAGGUUUCAAUUAUCUUCAACUUGCUGUUUUGAAAGGAAAUAAACGGUAGCUAUGCCAAAUAUAAUCACAUCAUUACUCAGUUAGACAGAUUAGUCAGAGUAAGAGUACGAUAUAUAGCCAACUGAUUCAGUUGUUAAGCAUCUGAACGCUGAAUGAUAUACCCACAUGAACAGCCUAGUCUUCAUCUGAUCGUCGCAAUUUUCGAGACGACUGCAGCUGGGACAAACUUGUAAUCAUAAGAAAGCUAAGCUUAUGAGACUCAGGCUCAACUGAAAGUUCAUGGUGUUCCAGAUCGUUAGGGCCGUUGGUUGUUGGCAAUUGGGGCGAUCUGAAGGAUCAGGAGGAAACCAGACCAAAUCUCAAUUACAAAUUAUUUGUAUGUUGUUAACUUUUUUCGCUCUGACAUUCAGUGUAAUUGUCGUGUAAAACACUUCACUAAAAUGAGAUGACUGUAUUUCAAAAUUCAACCAUUUUAUUUUCCACGAGGUCGCGUAAAAAAAUCACAUGUUCAUAACGUCACUUUUAAUGGCAUGCAAUACGUGCAAACAAGAUAAAAUAUGAAAAAAAAUAAAAAUGACCAAAAUAUCGAUGUUCGGUCGGGACAGUAACAUAACUUUAUUUUGUCAUUCAUUUGCAGCGCCGUGGAAAGAAUUUUUGCCACGACCGGAAAUUCCUUGAAUGUUAUUAACAAUGAUGGGUUUACGACCCUUCAUAUUGCAGCAAUUAAUAAUCACCUUGAGAUAGCUAAGAUCCUUUUACGAAAGGUAAUAUCAUCUAAAUUUGUUACCUUUUUUUUCGAAACACACUCGUUGUGUUGUUUCAACUGUCUUUAUGAGAUUUCAAAGACGUUCGCUUUUGUUCAAUCCAAUACGGAGUAUGACUUUUUGCGUUAGUUGGGAUGAUAACCACAAAUCGUUACUAUUACAUCUAUUCUCCCCCUGUAAAAACUAGGAACAAAAGUUGACAUUUAAGGCCAGCGGUUCACUACAAAUAAUUGAUUGCUAUAAGGCUUACGCGUACGUUUUGCACUAGCCAAGUGGCCCAUACCAACAAACUGUUAUCUUUGUUUCGCGCACAUUGUUCAACAACGCCUCUUUGGUUGAGAUGCUACUCCAUCAUAUAUCCCAUGAAACUUCGCCAGAAUGUCCUCUCCUGGCCAGAGGGAGGCACUAACGAACGUUUCCUGCUUUAGAACACGACACAGUGACCCAGGCAGAUCUCAAUGGUAAACAACUCGGGUCUGGAGUCCAGACUGCUAACUAUCUGGCCACUGCGUAUUCUUGUUAUCGACAACUUUAACAAAGUUGACAAAACAUUUGAAACACUGAGUCUGAAUUCUUACUGAUAAAGAUAUCUUGAUAAUGAAAGAAUAUUUUUAUCUAACAGCCGGGGUGUGAGGUCGAUUCUCCAACUGCUGAAAAUGAAUCGGCACUUCAUUUAGCUGCCGAGAAAGGAUACUCAGUCAUGGUUGGGAUGUUGUUGGACCAUGGAGCCGAUGUUAAUGCAGUGGAUAAUGACGGAGAUACAGCGCUUCACAUCACUUUAAUGAAGGAACGCGUGCCACAAGGAAUUAUGGGAUUAAUGGUAAAUAAGUUCACAAAGUUUAACCUACCGAUCUUUUUCUGCCUUUCAGCGUGGGAAAAUGAGUAAUGUAAAAUGAUCAUGAAAUGAUUUGGAUGGUUAUGCAUGCGUCAUCACUCUGAUGUUUCUAGGCAUCUCCAAAAUUGGCUUUUGAUUUGUUCGAAUUGGUUUGGAUAAUGACACUAUUGUGAAGUAAAAAUUACUCCAAUAUAUCAUCUACCACACCUUUUGAGAAUCGUCUUCCUACUUCAUAAUUUCGCCGUAAUACAAUGAUCUCAAAUAGGUUCUCAUGCAGAUUGUAAUAAGUACAACUGAUAUAAAGGGAAAGGUGAUCAGUUUGUUCUAUGUUAAUGUCUUCGGCCUUCUUGAAACGGAUUAGUGUUGUUUUAUUUAAGCCUGGUCUGGAGUUACUAUUUGGUGCACGAAAGAGCAAUGCGUCCUUUGUCGCUGUCUCACGCUGCUUGUUAAGCUAUGGAGCUGACGUGUUGAAAGCCAAUGAUUCAGGGGAAACACCACUGGACAAAUGUCGAGGAUCGGAAGUUGAGCAACUCAUUCGGGAGAUUGCUGCCUGUGGAGGGUAUUCAAAUGUUUUGUGUAUUUUUUUUAAAUGUCUAUAUACUUCGCUUCUUAAACACCUAUUUCCGAUGACAUUUUUAUCCUGAUCACGAUUUAGAACAUUCCCCGCGUAGUCUCCGUUUCUCUUGCCUGAAUUUAGUCCGAAGGAUUUUAACUGAAUGAGAGCUGUUUCAGUGUGGAAAUUCUUUUCACAUAUAUGAUAUUUAACCAAAAAUUAUACUUUGUUUAACAACUGUAGGACUACACACAACAAGAAAGUUCCAAGUUUUGGGUCCUCGAGCGGGUUGCAAACCGAACCUGAAUUAGGCGAGGCGUCAUCUUCAGCGAGUGCGAUAUUGACAGACGAAACUGAAAAAGAUGAUGAAAAUCAAACAGACAGUUCGAGUAGCACAGAUGAGGCAGAAGAUACGUUUUUACGUGACGUAAUAAAUGACUUGUGCAGUGGAGAUCAACAAGAAUCAGUAUCAGAGGAGAUGUCAGACGAGACAGAGAGUGAAGACGUUCAAGAAGGCGAAACAGCUGAAAGUGUAUUACAGGAAACAGCCCUGGUGAGAAAUAUGAUGGUGGAAGACACGUUGUGUCAGCUGAAAAAGUUCAUACGAAGGUUUAUAAAAAAGCACUUUUGUAGUAUCAUUUUAUAUCAGUGAAGAAAAAUUACAACGAGGACAAUCCUUAGAUGUGUAUUCUGGAAGCACUAUAAGAAGUCUGACGCCCUUGAUCAUUUAUUGCUUUUCAACCUUCUUUUUUAUCUGUAUUCAUUAUGAGGAUGGUUUUCUUGGAUACUGUGCAUAAUAGUGUUAAAAUAUUUAGUCUUCUAUCUUAAGCGGUACGGUUGAUGGGAGUUUUCCGAUCAUCUUUCUUACACUCAUUUUGAUUCGAUAACCGGUUAAGAGGCGUUACUCAUUGAAAAUAAGAAAAAAGUUGCUCGUUACCAGACUAAAAUACUCCAUUAGGACUCCCUUUUGGUAUAAACUCUCCUAAUUCUAUACUUUAUCAAAGGAGUUGAGUUUAUUUGAUUUUUUUGUUUACAAGGAGAAUGUGGUGUUGGAAGUGACUAAUAAAGUUGAAGUAGAAACCUGGGCCUCAGACAUCUCAAACAACAGCGCCGUUCAACCUGCUGAAAUGGCAGAGAAUAACACAGACAUAGAUAUGGACGACAGCAAGGGCCUAAUAUCACAACCAGUAGACGACGACGUAAAUAUGGAUCAGGAGACAGAAAAUGGCGAAAAAAAUCCAUCGACAUCUGAUGAUCAAAAAGUGCUGUGUUACAUAUGUGAGGAGACUGAGGCUGUUGUUGCAUUCAAACCCUGUGGCCACACUGUUGUGUGCAUAGGUAGCUCUACUUUUUGUUUUAGUUGUUGUUCUUUGUUCUGUGUCAAUCACUCAAAUUUUAAAUGGGCCUUGUCUCUUAGUUUGAAGUGAUUCAAGCGUCCUUUAUAGAGAAUUGCCUUGAAAAAGAAAGCGACUUUGAAAUACCUGUUUCCUUGAGAAGACAAUCGCGAAAAGGUAAAAAGGAUUCAAGGAGGAACGACCACGAUUAAGUGUGGAGAAGAUUAACACAGUUUGAAAAAGGCAUCUUGAUCUUAGUAUUUAUUAACGUAAUAAUCGGUUUGCAGAAUGUGCAGCCCGAUUAAAGAGAUGUUUGGAAUGUAAAACGCCUAUCACUGGUAAAGGAACGAGAGGUAACUUGCAAAAAUUUUAAUUUUUUUAUUAGUCUUUGGAUGUUGUCCUUCACUGGCGAGGUGAGGCCGAUGUAGCUAAAACUAAAAUUUCAAUCUUUCGACGAUCCACGGCAUAUCAUCUUGAUGAUGAAGUGGAUCGGCGAAAGCUAGAAAUUUUUAUAUCUGCUCCUGACAGAGAAGAGACAGGGUAAUUUAGCAUUAUCAACUGAGUUGAUAACGUUAGUUAGCCACUGUAAAGAGUUUCAAAGCUGACGUUUCGAGCUUUGGCCCUUCGCUCUGAAGAGGGACUGACGACCAACACAGCACCAUAGUUUCUUUAGAAACUUUCCCCCUUUAGAAAAGAGAGUGAUCUUACUUAAAUUUUAUUUUUUAAACUUUCAUAUUCAUAUUCAAGCUUUCUAUUCCUUUCACUUUUCCCCUGAAUUUUCCGAAAGAAGCAAGUUAUUAUAAUUACUAAAAAAGAUACUGUUGAUGAUGAUGAUGAUGACAAAAACGAUAAUAAUAAUAAUAAUGAUAAUAGUUAUAAUAAUGAGGGAACCAAACUCGCUAAGGUGGUUUUUAGCUGGGCCCUCAAAUUAUAUGUUGGGUAAUCGUGGGUGUUCGAUUCUUAACCAGUUUUUAUGUUUUGUUGAAUUUCAUUUUUAUUUUAUUUUGAUUAUUCUGAGCUUUCGCAAAUAUCCAGAUUUUGAGAGCAAGGAAAAAGGUUCUUUGUCAGCUUCGUAAUAAUAUUACCUCGUAAUAAUAUUACUUCGUAAUAAUAUUAUUGUUUGCUUUGUCUUGGGAGAAAUUGGCUGAAAUAUUAUCGAAUUCCAUUCGCUCUAACUCUCUUCGCAGAUGGUAACCCAAUCAUUGGAAUUAACAACAAGUCCUUGGUUUCGCGAUAUCAGCAACUUGAAGCAAAAUUUCGGAAAUUGGAGGAAUCCGUUGUGUGUUGUAUUUGCGUGGAAAGGAAGAAGGACGUCAUUUUCCGUUGUGGUCACGGCACAUGUCAGUUUUGUGCAAAGCAGCUUAGUGUUUGCCAUAUUUGCCAGAAGCCCAUUGAGAUUAAAAUACAAUUAUUUUAAUUGCGUGUGUUUCCACGGCGGCUUUUUUUUUUUAACACUAUCUAUCCAUACGCCACGAAAGCUCGUUCGGUGAACAACCACUGCUGAGUGAAAUCAGUCUUUUUCCAUGUUCUGCAAUGUUUAAGAUUUACAUCAAGAGUCAACGAAGUAAGAAUAAAAGCGAUUCAUAUUGUGAGCGUCUCCAAAAGAAAUCGAGUCAAAUCAAGCCAUAUAUUAAUAUUCCACAAUAUUUAAAGUUUUUCAGGGCAAGAAGAAAUAUGUAAGAAUCAAACGAGUUCAAAUUUAGGUUUUCUGCAAGUAGUCGAGUUAAAAAAAAAAAACAAAAAAAAACAGUCUUAGCAGGAAAAAAAUCUAAUGCAACGUUUACUCAGACCUUUUUGCUUCUCAAAUCUUCUUGGGAAGCUUUUGACCUAAACAGCCGCUUCAGACCUUCAUCAACUCUUUUUUUUUUAUAGUACUAGGGUUUCUUUAUAUCAAAAAAUUUUUUUUUUCAUUUCAAGUAACGAGAAUUUCAGUUUUAGUGAAAGAGUUAGAGAAACUCUAAUAUUGUAAGGAACGUGAACAGCUAAUAACUCAACUUAUGAAGCCAAGCUUCUCUGAAUAAAGUUGCACUUCGAGUGAAAUCUUGUUUUGUUUUCAUUCAACAAAUGCUGAGUUUGUUCAGAGCCGAGCUUUAGUUUGAAAAGCUUCUAAAGGCGCU
Messenger RNA from Pocillopora meandrina, 17245 nucleotides. The record is from the annotation of a GenBank genome assembly. NCBI's taxonomy places the organism in Eukaryota, Metazoa, Cnidaria, Anthozoa, Scleractinia, Pocilloporidae.